Messenger RNA from Eremomyces bilateralis CBS 781.70, 2081 nucleotides. RefSeq lists its product as uncharacterized. NCBI's taxonomy places the organism in Eukaryota, Fungi, Ascomycota, Dothideomycetes, Eremomycetales, Eremomycetaceae. Gene Ontology annotation, molecular function: metal ion transmembrane transporter activity. Gene Ontology annotation, biological process: metal ion transport; transmembrane transport. The record is from RefSeq and is a predicted model, not a curated record. Gene Ontology annotation, cellular component: membrane. The transcript has 8 exons. The coding region runs from base 189 to 1847 and encodes 552 amino acids.
CUCACUGGGCGGUAAGAUUCAAGUCUAUGCCGCAAACGCUCGAUAGUUUCACGCCUCGCAACUGCCACAGAAAACCUCUUUUUAACCCCUUUAUUCAACCCCUCUUAAGAUUUCAUAAAGAUUUCAUCGUGAUGCUGAUUUCGGUUUAGGCAUCAUACGGUGGAAGAACCAAGAAUAAAGACAAUCAGAUGCUUUCGCUCAUGUUUCCAGUUCUCGAUGUCGACAUGCGGAAACCUUACUACAAGCCGCCAGACACCAAGGAGACACAUCCAGUGAGCGCCCCUGAGGGUCCCUCGAAACACCGAGAGCGUCUGGCCAGAGCGGAGAUGGAGCACCCGAGGAAGCUGGAAGACUUGGCAAAAGCCUACAAGGGCAUGGUAUCUUCCACCUGGACGCUGGACGGGUACUUCCACGAGUUCAUCCAGGAGGAUAGUCUGAACUCCCGGAAUGGUGAUCAAGUCGUCUCACGGUACAUCGCACACCACAUAGAAGAAGAAGAAGAAGAAGCCAAGCGGCAGGCGACGACUGUGAAAGAAGCAAGUGAUACGUCCCUUAAGGUGGACUUGGAUUCCCCCAAGACACCGCACGUCCAGUUUCAAGAAGCCAGCGGUGAGGAAACAACUCCUUCUCAGCUCGAAAGCCAGCAUGACCAGGUGAAAUCUAAGGUUUGCAGAUUGACCGGCCUCAAGCGCAUCUGGUCGGUCCCCCCUCACGAUUCGACGCCAGGUGAGCAGAAGGAAAAGGACGGCGAAACCAGUGACUCUGAGUCUGUGAGAGGAAAAGAUGAGUCUCUCGAUCAUGUCGAGGAUGGACACGGAGCCCAUGGGAAAGGAAUUCCACAGCAAAUCAUCACUGUUCCGCAGCUGUGGCUGUUGCAGGUCGACAAUAUUGUAUUAACGUCAUUUCCCGAGCGAUGGGAUAACAACAUCCUCCCGGAUAUCAUUCUCGAACGACUUAUCGAACUACGUAGGAGAAAAGACGAGAGCGGCCCUGACAAGGCGAUGACUACUGACGACAUCACCAGUGAAAUUGUGGAGGCCUGUCUGGAUUACGAGCCGUCCUUGACGACGUAUAGCGGAGCGCGGAGCUAUCUUGACGCAUUUGGUAUCGAAAUUGCGCAUUUGUCCAACAAAACGACGGAGUGCUACGAAAAGUUCAAGGAAUCGCUAGGUGAAGCUAUCACGGUGUUUCCCGAGGCGAUUAAGGGUGAGACAGAUCACCUUGUCAAGAUUGAUGAUGUGUUGAGCGAGAUCGGAAUGCUUAGAAGAGUACACGAGGAUCAAAUUUACAUCUGCAUGCUGAUAGAAAGGAGUCGUAAUAGCGAUAAAAGCCCGAAGAAAAUGAGCUUCGGGCUUCAUGAGGACGGCGGGGAGUUUGGCUACUAUGAAACGAGACGGCGGAGAACUCAAUUGACGGCUAAGAUAAACAGACUGGAAGCCGAUGCCACGAAAGUCCGACAAUCGAUCCGAACCCUGCUCGACCUGAGGCAACGCCAGGCAACGACUGAGGACGCCAUCGAGUCAAGCAAGCAUUCGGCAAUUCUCUUCGCUCAGUCCAAGGUGUUAUUCAUCUUCACUUUGGCUACAGUGAUAUUUGGACCUCUCCAGUGGGUCACAGGUUUGAUGGGGAUGAAUAUCGAAAACUUUUCUCGCGAGACGUGGUCUCGAGGCGAUGUUGCUGAGGCUUCUGUGGCAGGUGUGUUUGUUACGAUCAUCGUCAGUGUUGUUGGUGUGAUUGUCUACGAUCUUAUUGAGGAGAAGAAGUUGCGGAAGUUUUGGAAAACCUCAGUAAUGGGCUGGUGGCUUAAGCAGGCUGAGACAUGGAAGAUCAAGCGUGUCAAGCAGUAGCGACGCAUGAAGUCAUCUCUCGCUUAUUAUGCUCCAAUGAUGACUCCUAGCGGUAUUUAGGGGAUAUCAUUUUUGUUUUUGUGAGCAUUGCAGCUCAGGGUAAGUUAGAAUCAAGGUCAUGUUGGCCACGGUAGGACGUACUUGUUCGUCUGGUUGGCUGGUGAUUUGGAGGCAAAGAGUCCAGUGGUGGGUGAUAAUCAGGCUUUGGUAUGUCUACGGUGGGUCAAUCCCUAC